Molecule: messenger RNA, 2796 nt
Organism: Brienomyrus brachyistius
Lineage: Eukaryota; Metazoa; Chordata; Actinopteri; Osteoglossiformes; Mormyridae
Gene: arsb
Product: arylsulfatase B
Exons: 8
Coding region: 140-1702 (520 amino acids)
Source: RefSeq, a predicted model, not a curated record
GUCUGCUGUGCAGUUGCAGUUACGAAAUUAAGUACAGCAUGGCGCAAAACCACGUGCCUGUAUCUUUAAAAACGCAAGAGCUUCCUUUAGACUGCAACUUCCUCCUUUAUUCCUGUAACGUACCCGACCGGCAGCUAGAAUGGUGACUUUAGCCCUAAGUGCCUGCUUCCUCCUGGGGGUUUGUUUGAUAUUAGGCUUUCCUUCUUCAGAGGCUGCCAGGACACAGCCGCACAUCGUGUUUAUUUUAGCCGACGACUACGGCUGGAACGACGUGGGUUACCAUGGCUCCGAGAUCAAGACGCCCAACCUGGACGAGCUUUCAGGUGCCGGAAUCCGACUGGAAAACUACUAUGUGCAGCCGCUGUGCACGCCGUCCAGAAACCAGCUCAUGACGGGGAGAUACCAGAUCCGUACAGGUAUGCAGCACCAGAUCAUCUGGCCAUGCCAGCCGUACUGCGUGCCUCUGGAAGAGAAGCUCCUGCCUCAGCUGAUGAGAGAAGCUGGUUAUAAUACUCACAUGGUGGGCAAGUGGCAUCUGGGCAUGUAUAAGAAGGACUGCCUGCCCACUCGCAGAGGCUUCGACUCCUACUUUGGUUAUCUCACAGGCAGCGAGGACUACUUCACCCACAAUCGAUGCGUCAUCAUUCCGCCCAACAACGAGACUCGGUGUGCACUGGAUUUCAGGGACGGCGAGGAUGUGGCUGCCGGGUUCACAGGACAGUAUUCGACGCACCUCUUUACGGAGAAAGCCACCGAUAUCAUUAAAAAGCAUGACCUGGCCAAGCCCCUCUUCCUGUACGUGGCCUUUCAGGCUGUCCAUGCCCCACUGGAAGUCCCAGAGCCCUAUCUGGAACCUUACUCCUUCAUCCAGGACCAUAAGCGCAGGUACUAUGCAGCCAUGGUGUCGGCCAUGGAUGAGGCCGUGGGCAACAUCAGUCGAGCCCUGCAGCAGAGUGGACUGUGGGACAACACUGUGCUGGUCUUCUCCACAGAUAAUGGGGGGCAGACGCUGUAUGGAGGCAACAACUGGCCACUGCGUGGCAGGAAGUGGUCUCUGUGGGAAGGCGGCGUGCGCGGCGUCGGCUUCGUCACCAGCCCUCUCCUGGCGCUCCCCAGGACCAUCAGCAAAGAGCUUAUCCACAUCUCUGACUGGCUGCCCACUCUGGUGGGCCUGGCAGGGGGGACCACCAACGGAACACAGCCUCUGGACGGAUUCGACGUCUGGGGCACGGUCAGCAAAGGGAACCCUUCACCUAGAGUGGAGCUGCUGCACAACAUUGACCAGAUGUACGUCGACACUGCACCAUGUCCUGGAAGGGAAUCCAGAAUGAAGGCCCCAGCCAUCAAUCACAGUCCAUGGUCUGACUCAAAAUUCAAUGUCUCUGUUCAUGCUGGCAUCCGAUACAAGAACUGGAAGCUGCUUACUGGGGAUCCAGGCUGUGACCACUGGUUCCCACCUCCUCAGCUGUCCAACAGCUCAGAAUCCAGUAGGAUGGAUGCUUCCCUCAAGCCUGUACAGCUCUUCAACAUUGAAUCAGACCCUGAGGAGAGGCAUGAGGUUUCUCAGCAUCACCCGGAAGUGGUGCAUUUUCUCCUAGACAGACUCGAGUAUUACGCCAAGGCUGCCAAACCUAUCAACUAUCCUGACGAUGACCCCAAGUGCGACCCGGGGCCCAGCGGAGCCUGGGGUCCUUGGGCCUAGUCUGAGAUUGACAGUCAGAGGGCUGAUCACUCCCCUUUCAUUUUUAAAGUGGCCAUAAGAGGGAGAAAUCAGGUGAAAACUCUAUGAAUGCAAGCCACUGUUUUACUUGAUCGUGUUUAAUACUGUUAUAUCUUUUUAUACUCUCCAGAAAUACAAAAAAUUUAUAUAUUUUAAUAUAUCAUGCUAGAUUAUACAUAUGUGAGAGAUUAUUUUGUAUAAUAGAAACUUUUUAGAACAACUAAUUGAGUACUCUAUAUAUAAAUAUAAUGUCCAAUAUUCUUUUAGCUGAGGAUGAUGGUCAUUUUCUUACAGAAAUUCUAAUUUACUGUAGCAGACAAUCCAGGGAUUCUGUCGGUGUUGCCACUGUUCUAAAUGGAUAAAGCAAUUAAAACAGAAACAGUUUGACAGUCUUUAAAAUAUAUAACAGCUUUAUAUGAUGAUAUUUCUGUUAUUUUAAUAAUUUAAUGUUAGUGGAUUUCAGCAGCAUUAUAUUAGUGAUCAAAUGUUUUUGUACACAGAAUGAAUGUCUGUGCAUCCCUACAGUCUAAUUCAAAUUUUUAGUUUUAUGUUUAAUACCGACGUGCUUCACAUAGCAAAAAAAAAAAAAUGGACCAAAAGCAAACAAGCACACAGGGAUACGUGAUCAUCCUGCGUAUGUUUUAAUUAGGUUUCUUUGCUUAAACGAUUUUAAAUUGUGUUAACAGCUCUCAUUCCGCAGAAUCAUGGUUUUACAAACGUCCAUUUUCAAGGCUGAUUCACAUCCAUCUCUUAACACUAUCCCCUAAUUUGGUGUUGCCCAAAAAAAGGAUUAGGCUGGGAAACACUGCCCUAAUUUUCUAUCAGGCUUGGUUCAGCCAUCUGUCACUCACAUAAUAGUAUGAAAAGAUGGGUGGAAAGAAUUGCUUGUGUGUGUGUGAUUUUUUUUUUUUUACAGCUGUCAUCUGAAACAAAAGGGACAGAAUGUGCUAAAGUUGCACUUUGUUAUAGGCUGUGAAGGAAAAUGUACCCAUUACCUUGUAUAAUUCUUAUGACUCAUUGCUGUGGAUGAUUAUUACACUUUUCUUUUGAAAGAGAAAUACAUUUUUUCAAUAAAA